Colias croceus (clouded yellow) is the source of this 1608-nucleotide messenger RNA. RefSeq lists its product as uncharacterized. The record is from RefSeq and is a predicted model, not a curated record. The coding region runs from base 90 to 857 and encodes 255 amino acids. The transcript is spliced from 4 exons. NCBI's taxonomy places the organism in Eukaryota, Metazoa, Arthropoda, Insecta, Lepidoptera, Pieridae.
UGCAGGAAAAAGACAAAAACUUAGUUUAAUUUUGACAGUCACGGGAAGUGAACGUGUUGUUUGUAAUCUGAAGAUCAAAUAAAUUAAUCAUGCCAAAGAAACUAAAAGUUGUCGUAAAAUCCUUGUAUUCUCAUGAGAUUCGUAAAGAUGUGAGUUUGGAAAGCUUAAAGUCAUUGAAGCUUGAAGAUGCCUGGCCUUUCAUCAGAGAAGAAAUUGAAAUAGAAAUUGGUAGCAGCCAGCUUGUCUGUAUACCUCAUAUUACUGAAGCCGAUCUCUAUAAAGUCACGUCUCUUUUUGUACCAAAUGAGAAACCAACAAACGGUAAAAUGUUUACACCAUUGGGCGAGCUUAAGAAGAAUAUAAAUCCGGCUAAAUCGAAGCCUGAAUAUGUGAGCUGGCUUGAGGAAAGUGAUUUUCAAGAUACUAGUUUUAAAUUUCCUCACGAAAGCGUUAAGAUUACACUACAAGAUGAAUCUAUUAAGAACAAAGUCAGAGUGAUUAUGGUAAAUUUCACAAAGACCACCAUUCCAAAGGACAAGGACCUGGUCAAUAAUAUUUAUUUGGACACAGAAAAUAUUAAAGAAUUGAAAGGCAAGAAAUCAGUCUAUAUGAUAACCAGUGUGCUCAUGGCGAAAACAAUUGAAUUCAGAGUAACUCGGGGAACAUCAUCUAGAAUCUUCCAUUUGGGAAAUGCUUCCCCCUUAGUCUUUGGCCUGGAGGAGUUUGUAAUUGACGAUGAUGGAAAAAUCAUUGCAAAAGUACCAGUGACCAUCAAGUCUAAGAGUCUUCAUUGGAAAAAGUUGGAUCCCUCGGAUCACCUGUACAUCGUCGACAAGGCGGUCGAGUGUGAAGAGUAAUCUCAAUAUCAAAAACCUAAUUGGAUUUAAUUGUAGUGCCUACCAGGGCUUGCAUUUUAUAAAAUACUUGAGUAUUGUAAUGCUUAGAUGGCAGUUCUAUGAAGUAGGCAGUAACACGCUAUUCUGUGUUUGAAAAUUACGCUAUAAGAAGGUUAUGAGCCUUAUUUAUUUUUUACAUGUACCUAGAUUAAAAAACCUUCCUCAUAGAUACAAAAAUAAGUUUUAGAUUUUACUAUACAAUUUGAUAUUGUAUCUUAAAUAAUAUUAUCUUAAUUUAUAUCCUAUCACAAUAUUUUUUAUAAAAUGAUUAAUGAAUAAUCAUUCAAAUUGAUAUUUUGCUGAAUAAUUAAGAAAAUAUUGUCAUUGAAAAAUAAUUAAUUUACAAUAAUUGUAUUACAUUUGUUGAUGUUGCUAAAAGAAGAUAUUAUGUAUCUAGAGUGUUUAAGAUACUAUUUAGGUUGUAGGUAAUGUACUUAGCUUAGUACUUACUAUGUUUGUUGCAUAGACAUGACAUUGUCUUGGAAAUUGUUACUUUAAUAAUAUCACAAAACACUACUGAAACAUGUUUUUCAUGCACAUACAUUCCAGCACUUAAAAAUAUCUUUAAAAUUAAUUAAUCUGUGAUUGUUUGAGUACCAUGUGACAACUGUUCAGUUAUUUUUAAGAUUUUGUGAUCAUUAAGUACUUAAUGUGAUUUUAUUAACAGAUGUACUGUUGAGUAUCAGUAUUGAAAUAAAUUUUAUUGUGUGUA